Daldinia vernicosa is the source of this 1413-nucleotide messenger RNA. RefSeq names its product pyrroline-5-carboxylate reductase. Bases 97 to 954 code for a protein of 285 amino acids. The record is from RefSeq and is a predicted model, not a curated record. Gene Ontology annotation, molecular function: pyrroline-5-carboxylate reductase activity. The transcript is spliced from 2 exons. NCBI's taxonomy places the organism in Eukaryota, Fungi, Ascomycota, Sordariomycetes, Xylariales, Hypoxylaceae. Gene Ontology annotation, biological process: L-proline biosynthetic process.
UCGACACACUCACGCGGGCUUCAUCCGUACAUACACUACUGUACAUAUUAAUAAAUCCGCACAAGACGGAAAUCAGUAAGACAUACAAACUGCAAAAUGGCUUCUCAACUACAAAACAGCAAGUUAGGGUUCAUCGGAGGCGGUAACAUGGCCGGUGCCAUUAUUGGUGGUCUCGUGGCUAAGGGCAUUAACAAGCAGAAUAUUAUCGUCUCGGAGCCCUGGGAGGUGAAUCGGGAUAAGAUUGGGGCAACGGGGGUGCGCACCACCGCAUCCAACGCUGAGGCUUCGCAGGAUGCGAAUCUCCUCGUCCUCGCAGUGAAGCCGCAGGUUACAAAGGGCGUAUGCCAAGAGCUUGCCGGCGCUUGGGCCGAGCGCACGUCCCUACCUUUAAUUGUCUCUAUUGCCGCAGGCAUCACGCUGGAGAGCCUCAAGGAGUGGUUGAAGCUCGCCGACGGACGCACACCCCACAUCAUUCGUGUUAUGCCUAAUACACCCGCCUUAUUAGGUGAGGGCGCAUCGGGCCUUUUCGCAAGUGGCGACGUGUCGCAAGAAGAGAAAGACUUGACCGCGGCGCUACUAGGUAGCGUGAGCAAAGUGGCCGAGUGGGUGGAUCGGGAAGAGCUGAUCGACGUCGUUACCGGCCUCUCAGGAUCCGGUCCUGCCUACUUCUUCGCUAUGGUUGAGCAUUUAAUCGAAAGCGGGAUAAGCCUAGGGCUUUCGCGGGAGCAGGCAACGCGUCUGGCCAAGCAGACUUGCUUUGGAGCGGGCAAGAUGCUAGUUGAAUCGUCCGAAGAGCCGGCGCAGCUGCGAAUCAACGUUACCAGCCCCAAGGGAACUACGGAAGCCGCCCUGAAAAGCUUCGAUGCCUCGGGAUUCAAGGACGCUGUCGAUAAAGCCGUGAAGGCGGCGGCCGACCGAGGCAAGGAGCUGGGAGAGACUCUUGCCAAGUCAUAACUCAACAGAGAGUCCUUAGUGGUUACCUGUUACCAAAGCUUUGGAGACGUUGAACGUUCCACUAAGCUGGGUUCAAAGCCACUUUUCGCCAACUAAGAUCGAAGCAAUAUAGGUCUUAAGUUGACUAGUACUGUCGAGUCAAUCUGUGCAUGCGCGUGAUGAUAUCAAGAAUAACGUAUUAAACAGAACACAGCAGCAGUUGUUAUGUCCAAUUCAAGUCUCAUAAGUACUGCCAUAGUCAUCAAUAUUUGAUCACUAGACCAACGAAAUUGACAGGAUCAAGUUGCCUUUAGCUGAAUACAGAUACGAGCUUACACACCGUCGUAUAAUAUAGCCAUACAUAAUCGCAGUACUUUGCAAAAUAGCCAUUACUAACACUUGUCAGGAAAGUGAAUUAUUUUUCGUUGUCUUAUUAAGACACUUACACUAUUAGUCAGUUAAGACAUUAAGACGUUGACA